UAGAUGGAGCUGAUGUAAACUGGGGAAAACAUACUGUGAUCUUCCUUCAGUUUGCAUGCUGGGAACAUGAAGGACAGGGUCAUAAAGACAAUGAAGAGCAUGCUCCUUUUCCUAAUUUUGCUGGGAGUAGUAUCUGGAAGAAGAUCCCAGUUGCUUCAGGGCUUACCUGCAACAAGCACUGUUGAAGAAAACUCUGCAGCUGGUAUUGCAGUCUAUGACUUUAAUGUGACUCUUUCUCCAUUGGCUUCUGAAGGUGUUGCAAUUCGUCCUACCAUAGUAAAUUCAAAUCCACUCACAGAAGCUUUUGACAUUGUACCAAAAGGAGGUCUUGAAUUCAGGGUUAUUACCUCUGGAAAGCCCAUCCUAGAUUAUGAAACUAUGCCAAAGAGCUUUGAUUUGCAGAUUUUUGUGGAUGAUACAACUGGAAGAACUGACCUUAACAUAUUGACUAUUCAUGUAACAGAUAAAAAUGAACAUCCUGUAUUUCGAGGAAAUAUGGCAAUUCAAACUGUGAUGAUCUAUGUGCUGGAAGGGACACCUCCAGAACGCAUUUACCGAGUUGAUGCAGCUGAUCCUGAAAAUGCAAAACUCCAAUAUUCACUGCUCCCUGCAACAGCACCAUUCUCAAUCAGUGAAAGUGGAGCCAUUUUUUCCACAAAAGAAUUUGAUUAUGAGAAAGAUCCACAUAGUUACUUCUUAAAUAUAACAGUGACAGAUCCAGAUGGACUCAACUCAACUAGAACAGUGAAUAUAAAUAUAAUUAACAUCAAUGAUGAAAGGCCUUACUUUACCACAAAACAAAGAAUAUACUGGAUUCCAGAGGAGCAAAGCCCAGGCACCAGUGUUGCCAAUAUAACAGCUAGAGAUCCUGAUGAUGGAGAUUCUCCCAGCAGACUUUUCUACAGCAUCCAGUCAUCUGACAGACGUUUUUCCAUAAAUCCAGUGACUGGAGAGCUGCAGGUGGCCGGGAGGAUCGACCGGGAUGCGCUUCCGCUGCGGCUCCAUCCCAACAUCUCGCUGGUGGUGCGGGCGGAGGACAGCCCCAGCAGCGGCCAUGCCAGAGAGACGGAGAUCACCAUUGUUAUUGAGGAUGUCAAUGACAACCCCCCAGAAUGCAAUCCUUCUGCCUUCAGGAAAGAAGUAAAUGAAAAUACCGCUCCUGGGACAUUUCAUGUUGAUCUUAGAAAUUACUGUAAAGAUAUUGAUGCUGAUCCAUCAAACAACCAAUUUAUUUUCACUGGAUUAUCUGGUUUUGGAAGCAAUAACUUUACUCUGGAUUCCACUGGAAGACUUGUGAUGACUGGAACUAUUGAUCUAGACAACCCAGCUAAUCCAGGAGUUGAAGUUUAUACUUUGACUGUCAGGGUGCAAGAUAUUGCCCACCCUAACUACUCAAAUAUCAUCUACAUUUACAUCAGGAUAAAGCCAGUGAAUGAAUUUUUUCCAGAGUUCCGUAAUCUAUCUUAUGUAUUUAGUGUUUCAGAAAUUACUAAAGUUGGAUCCAGCAUUGGAAGAGUGCAUGCCACAGAUGAGGACUGGCCACCCAGUGUCAUCACUUACUCCAUUGUAGCUGGAGCUGGCACCAGGGAUUACACAAAUAUCUUCUGGAUCAGCCCAAUGAAAGGAGAUGUGAGGAUUUUAGCUAGGUUAGACUAUGAAACAACUCAGAAACAUAUUUUCACAGUACAGGCCUCAGACCAACAGAAGUCUACAACAGCAUCAGUAACUGUGAAUGUCUUGGAAGUAAAUGAUGAAGAACCAGUUUGUUCACCCAAUUUCUUCUCACUUCAAAUCCCAGUCGAUUUAGCUGUUGGGACCAAUAUUAAUGGCUUCAGGAUUGAAUGUCAAGAUCGUGAUUCUGAUCCCAGGUCUUUCCGUUACUUCGUUAAUGAAGGCAAUGAGAACAGUCAUUUUACCUUUUCACCAAGUGCUGGGUCCAACACAUCUCGUCUGAUUCUUGCAUCAAGGUUUGACUAUGAGAGUGGACUUGAUACAAAAUGGAUUUACAGUCUGCGUAUCCACAUAACAGAUGACAAUUUAGUAUCUGCCAGGGACAAAACUACACAGUUAACUAAAACUGGAACAGUGACCUUAAGCAUUAGAGUUAUCCCAAACCCAACUACUGCCACAACCACUACGCCUGGCGUCACUGUUGUGACCAGAAGAGAGAACAUCUACUCUCCAUCGGCGUGGUACGUGCCAUUCGUGGUCACCCUCGGCGCGCUGCUGCUCCUGGGGCUGCUGGGCCACCUGGGGCUCCUGCUGCUGACACGGCUCCGUAGCUGCUGCCCCCCGGCAGGGAAAGCACACAGCACCUCUCUGAUAAAUGCUCCAGCAAAGAAGAAGCCUAAGAAAGAAGUAACUGUGACAAUGACAAAGCUAAACACUAUCUUUGAUGGAGAAGCCAGGGACCCAGUUACUGGCAGAGUGUAUGAGUUCAAUACACGGUCGGGGGCCCGGAGGUGGAAGAAGAGCAAUGAGCCCCUUCAGCCAGUGCUGGCUAUGCAGGAAAUGUCCAGUGCCACAGAAAACAGUGGCCAAGGGGUGGAUGGAGCAGAGGCACCAAGCAAAAAAGAGCCUUCAGAGAAGAGGAAAGAGCUGACUGCAGCAACAAAACCAGCUGCCAAGCCCUCAGCAGGGCAAUGAGAAACACCAGGCCAAGCUGGGCUGAGAUUGCAGAAGAAAGAGGAGUCUGAGGAUGGGGGCUUAUCCUCACCAGCCCCUUAAGGCAGGAACUGACCUCCUCUCCCAAAAUGAACUCUCCUUUUCUAUUAGGCCAGAGUGCAUGAGGCUCCAAGGCACCUCCCCACUGACACCUGAUCUGAACAGCCAAAGAAUCAGAUGUGACUUUUCUCUCUCUCUCAGCUCUAAAACAAAAGGUGGCCAUAAGGUCUGUAAACCAGACCCAAAGGCAGGAUGAAUCUGGAUGCACCUUUGGCAGGUGCAUGUAAAGCAGAGCCAUGGACAGAAGCAUUCAGUGCCCACUGCCUCCUACAAACACUGGUAGCUUCCCCCUAGAAAAGUCUGCACCUCUGGCAGGCAUGGCCCCAUCCUCUGCCUGCCUUUGGGAAUGGCGGCACACACAGAUGGGAAUGGGGUCUCCUGUCCCUGCUGAGCAACCAGGUGAGUGAAAAGCACACCAGGGUAGAAAUGUUUGCUGGUAGAAGAUAAAAAUAUUUUCUCUUCAUUCAGUAUUUUAUUUCAGCCCUUCCUUGCCCUCCCAUCUUGCAGUA
Messenger RNA from Zonotrichia leucophrys gambelii, 3233 nucleotides. RefSeq names its product cadherin related family member 3 (gene CDHR3). The transcript has 19 exons. Gene Ontology annotation, cellular component: plasma membrane. Lineage: Eukaryota; Metazoa; Chordata; Aves; Passeriformes; Passerellidae. The record is from RefSeq and is a predicted model, not a curated record. Gene Ontology annotation, molecular function: calcium ion binding. Gene Ontology annotation, biological process: homophilic cell-cell adhesion.